Molecule: messenger RNA, 1921 nt
Organism: Selaginella moellendorffii
Lineage: Eukaryota; Viridiplantae; Streptophyta; Lycopodiopsida; Selaginellales; Selaginellaceae
Product: long chain base biosynthesis protein 2d
Exons: 12
Coding region: 62-1495 (477 amino acids)
Biological process (GO): ceramide biosynthetic process; sphingosine biosynthetic process
Cellular component (GO): serine palmitoyltransferase complex
Molecular function (GO): pyridoxal phosphate binding; serine C-palmitoyltransferase activity
Source: RefSeq, a predicted model, not a curated record
UUAGGUCUACUCGUGCUCUGUUUCUCCAUUUCGUUUAUUUUCUUCGCGACUCGCCAGCGCAAUGAGCACAGCGUCCAUUCUCACGCUCUACUCCACCUACAUCAGCUACGGCCUGCUCUUCGUGCUAGGUCAUCUGCGCGAUUUGUGCCGCUCGAUCCACAGGGCAUUCUUCGCGAUCAAGGACGCGAAUCCGCCGGGAUAUGCGCCAUUGUGUCGGAGCUAUGAAGAUUUCUAUGCCAGGCGCUUAUACCACAGGAUCCAGGAUUGCUUCAAUCGGCCCAUUGCGAGCGCUCCAGAGUCGUGGAUCGAUGUGAUUGAAAGGGAGUCGAGCGAUAAUAACAAGACUUUACAUCGGCCCUUCAAGACCCGGAGAUGUCUCAACCUUGGCUCUUACAACUACCUUGGAUUUGCUGCCGCUGACGAGUACUGUACGCCGCGGGUGAUCGAGUCUCUGGAAAAAUAUGGUGCUAGCACUUGUGCUAGCCGUGUUGAUGGAGGAACUACAUCACUCCAUGUAGAGCUAGAGGAGUUGGUUGCACGAUUCGUUGGCAAACCGGAUUCAAUGGUUUACGGAAUGGGUUUCGCGACCAACUCAACCACACUACCAGGCCUUAUUGGCAAGGGAGGACUAAUCAUCAGCGAUUCUUUGAACCACGCAUCUAUUAUAUUUGGAGCGCGUAGUUCUGGCUCCAAAGUGAAAGUUUUCCAGCACAACUCACCCCAGCAUCUCGAAGAGGUGCUACGGGAGAACAUUGCUGAAGGACAACCUCGGACUCAUCGGCCUUGGAAAAAGAUAAUUGUUGUCGUGGAAGGGAUUUACAGCAUGGAGGGGGAGAUUUGCAGAUUAAAAGAGAUAGUGCAAGUCUGCAAAGCCUACAAGGCAUACGUGUACCUUGAUGAGGCACACAGUAUAGGCGCCAUUGGAAAGACUGGGAGAGGAGUCUGCGAGCACUUGGGCGUUGAUCCUGCUGAUAUAGAUGUGAUGAUGGGUACGUUCACAAAGUCUUUUGGUUCUUCCGGGGGAUACAUUGCGGGAUCUAAAGACCUUAUCGCAUAUUUGAAGAGCAUUAGUCCUGGCCAUAUGUACGCAACCGCAAUGUCACCUCCCGUUGCGCAACAAGUAAUAUCGGCCAUGAAAGUCAUAAUUGGUGAAGAUGACACUGAUAGGGGUGCCCGAAAGCUUGCUCAAGUACGAGAAAACAGUAACUAUUUCCGUCAGGAGCUACGGAAGAUGGGAUUUGAGGUCCUGGGUGACAGAGACUCUCCAGUUAUGCCGAUUAUGCUUUACAAUCCAGCAAAGAUCCCCGCCUUCAGUCGCGAGUGCCUCAGGCGAAAUGUGGCUGUUGUGACUGUGGCCUUUCCAGCGACACCCUUACUCCUAGCCCGAGCCAGGAUAUGUAUUUCGGCGUCACACACCAAGGAAGACUUGGAGCAAGCACUAGAGGUUAUCAGUGAAGUUGGGGACCUGGUUCACAUCAAAUACUUCAAACAUUGACACAAAAGUCCUUGCUUAUGUACAAAACUGGAGACCGCAAACUUUCUCUUCUACUCGAUGUCUUGGGACGCUUUGUCCUCGGGAGCUGCAGUGCCAGUGUCGUCCUUUCUCAAGAGGUCAUCUGCCUGGAGUGUGGCCUUGAGAGCCUCGGCGAGCUCGCGAUCAAGCUCCUCCGCAAAGUUCAUGUCGUCAUCGUCAUCCUAGUCGGGAAUUCACAGGAGAAAAUGCAAAGUUGUCAGGAAAGAGGAACGAUUUCACUGCUAGGUACCUCGUCCGCCUCGUCGAGCGCCUCCUUGGGCUGCUCGCUCGUUGUGUUGGUCGUCUCCAGUUGCUUCAUGGCCUGUGUGUAAAUGCUCUCCUCUACCUGGGGAAUGAAAGAAACAAAGAACACGUAGAACACAUUGGAAUGGAAGUUGAAUCUUCAUA